Lingula anatina is the source of this 1075-nucleotide messenger RNA. RefSeq lists its product as uncharacterized. Gene Ontology annotation, cellular component: plasma membrane; cytoplasm. The record is from RefSeq and is a predicted model, not a curated record. Gene Ontology annotation, biological process: regulation of apoptotic process; positive regulation of tumor necrosis factor production; toll-like receptor 4 signaling pathway. Gene Ontology annotation, molecular function: Toll-like receptor 2 binding; Toll-like receptor 4 binding. NCBI's taxonomy places the organism in Eukaryota, Metazoa, Brachiopoda, Lingulata, Lingulida, Lingulidae.
AUGACCUACUUUUAUGUUGUUUACCUUAGGCUCUGCAGAUCAGAGAGCUGGGAGGUCAAACUGAUAGGAAAGAACAGCCUGUUGCGUGAUGGCAGAGAAAGUGAGAGAAGAGGAGCAUGGUGUGCCCAUAGCCUUUGGCACGGAUAAAAAGAAAAAAGAACAACUAUUGAAAGUGAUGGGAGAGAAAGUGAGAGAAGUGGAGCAUGAUGUGCCCAUAGCUUUUGACACUAAGUAUAAAAAGGGGAUAGAACAUCUAUCGAAAGGAGAAGAUAUUAAAUAUGUUGUUUCCAUUUUUUAUGCCAGAGAAGACAAACAGGAGGUAGAAAAACUGUCUAAAGAUUUAGCAGGACAAGGGGUGACUUGUAUGUUGAUUGAAAGUGACCCUCUACAUGGAUUGAGAGAAAAGGAUAUGAUUUCUUAUGCCUUGAAACAAUCCAGGAGGAUACUGCUGUAUAUAACUACACAUAACCUCCAAGAUUGGAGGUAUGAAACAGAAAGGAUAAUGUAUGAAGUAAUGUCACAGCAAAAACAAGUCAUCCCUGUAUAUAGAGACAUCACCAGUGAAGAACAGAGAAUAGAACCUUUGCCCUUGAGACAUUUGAUACCCAUAGAUAGCAGAAAGGAAGGAUUUUUGAAACAUUUGUCAAUGAGGAUCAAAGGGGAAGAAUAUGAUGUGUCCAUUUUUUAUGACAAAAGAGAUGAAAUGGAGGUAGAACAACUAUCUCAAGAUUUAGCAGGACAAGGGAUGACUUGUAUGUUGAUUGAAAGUGACCAUCUACUUGGAGUUAGAGUAGAGGAUAUGUUUGAGUAUGCCUUGAAACAAUCCAGGAGGAUACUGCUGUACAUAACUACACAUUACCUGCAAGAAUUUUCUUGGAAGUAUGAAGCAAAAAGAUUAAAGCAUGAAGCAAUGCCACAGGAAAAAGUGGUCAUCCCUGUAUAUGGAGACAUCACCAGUGAAGAACAGAGAAAAUUACCUUUGCCCUUGAGACAUUUGAUACCCAUAGAUAGCAGAAAGGAAGGGUUUUUGAAACAUUUGUCAAUGAGGAUCAAAGGUAAUAUCCCUGAGUAUUAA